Rhinocladiella mackenziei CBS 650.93 is the source of this 1302-nucleotide messenger RNA. RefSeq lists its product as uncharacterized. The transcript is spliced from 2 exons. Bases 1 to 1302 code for a protein of 433 amino acids. The record is from RefSeq and is a predicted model, not a curated record. Lineage: Eukaryota; Fungi; Ascomycota; Eurotiomycetes; Chaetothyriales; Herpotrichiellaceae.
AUGGCGGACCCGAUAAGCCUGGCAUCUGGCCUUCUGGCGUUGACAACUUUUGCGAUUCAGUCGACCAAGACUCUCUAUGAAGUCAUCGAGAGCUUUCGGAACAAAGCCAGAGCCGUUCGGGAGCUCAAAGAAGAACUUCAGGCGCUGGAGAAUGUACUACAGUCACUGCAGAGCACCCUGAAUGAUGACGAUCAAGUCGAUCUGUCAGCUUUGAAGUUGCCCCUUCUUCGAUGUGGCGAGGCAUGUCAAGCAUUUGCGGAGAUUAUCGAAAAAUGCACGGCCCGUUCCAGCAGAGAUAAAACCAGCUUUCGUGACUGGUUCAUGCUGACGUAUCGGGGUAAAGAUAUUGGUAGCUUUAGAAAUGUCAUCGGCGCGUACAAAUCUACUAUCGCUAUUGCUCUGGCAGAUGUCAAUAUACGGUAUACCACCGUGACGACCCAACUCCUUCGCCAGUACAAGGAGAUGAUUGACAAUACCACUUCAGAUCUACAAGAAAUCUUGCAACAAAAUGACCAAGAAUUGGCCAAUUCAUCGCAACAGGGAGAAUCCCCAUCUCUUGCAGAUCUCAAUGAUCCCGGUCCAUUGGCAGCUGAAGAGGAAAGAGCGAGCAUUGAACGUUGUCUCGAUGUCUGCAAACGAGUUGCAAAUCACUUAGCCCAAGUCCAAGCGGAGAUCGUUGCCAGUGUGACGAAUCGCGUCGACGGGAAUAAGCCGGCUGCAACAAGUCCACGGUCAAGCCCAGCCCAUAUAAUUACAAGCGAAAAGUUGAAUGAUUGCAAAACUGGAAUUAGCUUCACCAUCUCUGAACUCCAAUUGCUUCUGCAGGACGCCAAUCAUCGAAUUGAGAAACUGCUACACCAGUCGACCCCUGCGGAAGGUUUGGACGAAAAUGACCCUCGCAUCCAACAAGCUCCUGAAGAUCUUGAGAGCAUCAGACAAUGCCUUGCCAUUUGCAAAGAGGCUACAGAGGCACUUACAAAGGAGCGAGUGAACACCUUCGGGGAUGUCAACUCGCUUGAAGAUGCACAUCAAAUUGUCGUGGCGACUCUUGGGGAUCUGAUAUCAGCCAGAAGAGUUUCGGCUGGUGCAAGAUCAAAGCAGUGGCUAGGCCAAAUGUCCGACGCGUCGCUUCAACAACUUUCCAAAGACAACGUCUCCAGUGCGAAUGCUGCUACGACUAAGAAUCCCCCCAGCAAGACUCCUGAUGACGGCGUGCACCAAAACAGGACCACAGACGAACCAGACAUCACCAUCCAUCCCAAAUUCAACGGCCGACACGGGGCAGGGCGGAGACUGGGAUAA